Sardina pilchardus (European sardine) is the source of this 1223-nucleotide messenger RNA. RefSeq lists its product as uncharacterized. The transcript is spliced from 7 exons. The record is from RefSeq and is a predicted model, not a curated record. Bases 175 to 975 code for a protein of 266 amino acids. Lineage: Eukaryota; Metazoa; Chordata; Actinopteri; Clupeiformes; Clupeidae.
UCUAUUUUCUCUGCAUCAAAAGACUUUUCUUUCAUGUUCAUAUCAAAUUUGUAAUUUCAUUCUCACUGUAUUUCAGCGUCUUGAGAUCAGACAAUAUUCUUCAGAACGCAGGGACCUCUGAAUCAUUCAGGCACGCACAUUCAGCUCCUGGAGACGCAGAGGCACGCUGGAAAAAUGAGUGCUUACCAAGAGAGCUGCUGCUUAUGGCUGAUUCUUCUUUGUUGUUCAUUAAAGACCCUUCAUGGCUCAGGCUGGGAUGUGUACCAGUCCCCUGAUUUUGUAGAGGAGACGGUGGGUAACUCCAUUACACUGAAAUGUCACGUCGCAAACAUCGCAGAAAAGUCCUGCAAGUCCAUCAUUUGGGCUAAAGUACACCCAAGGACUGGGGAAUUGGAUGUCGCAUACCCCGUGUCAGAUGAAAACGUUGUGGCAGUCAUAAACGUAACGACAAAAUCAUGUGAUUUAAUAGUUACAGGCCAGAGCCAGGAGUAUUCUGGCAUGUACUAUUGUUGGGUUAAAGCAUCGGCUGUAAGAAUUCAAGGAAAUGGAUCAAGAGUGUCAUUCACAGGAGCUUUAACUCCUUCCGUGGAGCUUUUUUCACCGUGGAACAGCAAUGCCUCCAGACUCCCGUUUAUCUGUUGGGCGAAAGGAGUUGUCCCAUCACAAGUCCGUAUAUUCUGGAUUUUGGAGGGGAAUGAAUACAACGGACUCACUGAAUCUAUUUGGUCAAACAACAGUCACUCAGCAACUGAAUUCACUCAAAGUCGGAUUUGGUUCGCCGACUGGGACCUGGAACCUGGGAUGAAGUGCUUGUGUGUUGUCAACAUAGGAGAGAGGAACAUUUCAAAAAACAUUCAAUAUCUGCCAGAUGCAGGAUCCAACAACAACAACGCAAUGUUCAGGUCUUGUGUAUGGAAUCUAUUUAACAUCACUUUUCAUCGUGGCAGGAUGGGUGGUGGUUAUGCAUCAGGGUAAACAUGAAGAUGAUGCAGGAUCAUGUUACACAGAGGUGCAGUAUGUCAGUCUGGACAACAUCCAUUGAAGAAAACCAUGAAAAGAUCAACAUGAAAAGGUUUAUGGUGGACAACCUAAUGCAACCUAAAAGCUAAUGCAGCUAAUGCACUUCUAGAUUUCUUAAAUGACACAUUUUAUGCUUCCCAUUGACUUUACUGUUUUUCAAGUGUUUUCAACUUGCAUCGUUUUUUAACAUCUCUGUCCAGAUA